This is a messenger RNA of Diatraea saccharalis (sugarcane borer), 2634 nucleotides long. The record is from the annotation of a GenBank genome assembly. NCBI's taxonomy places the organism in Eukaryota, Metazoa, Arthropoda, Insecta, Lepidoptera, Crambidae.
AUGACAUCAACUUUAAAGCCCGAGGAUAAGCUGAAAUCCGGCCACCGGCUUUCUCAUCCAGAUCCUGGUGAUGAAGUCUAUAUCACCGGUAUAUCGGGUUCCUUUCCCGACUCUGACUCUGUUCUACAUCUGCAAGAAAAUUUGUUUAAUAAGGUCGACAUGGUGUCAGAUAACGAUAAACGCUGGAAGCUGGCGCAUCAUCCAAAUAUUCCACACCGUACGGGCAAAGUCAACAACAUUCACAAAUUCGACGCAACUUUUUUCCGCAUACAUUAUAAACAAGCUCACACCAUAGAUCCAAUGGGCAGGAUAUUGCUUGAGAAGACUUAUGAGGCCAUCAUUGAUGCUGGAACACAUAAAGGAAAAGGAGAAAGAGGUGAAGCUGAAGAGAUCGCUCGGCGCAACCCACGGGACGCCAAAUUCCGGAAAGGCGGCAAAACGAUCGAUUCGGAUGAUGAAGAAGAGAGUUGCGCGUCAGAGGGGGAAACUAUUUUGGAUUUGGACUUUGGUUCGGAAAUGACGGAUGAGGAAGGCACAGAGGAGAUAAUGUUGACAGGAAGAAGAAAGAUCUGGAGAGGAGAUUGUUCCCGCGCUAUGCUCGCCAAUCAAAUCUCACGGUGGCUCGGAGUCACUGGCCCGUCUUACGUCAUUGAUGCUGCUUGCUCCAGCUCUCUGUACGCUAUGGAACAUGCAUUCAGAGCGAUCCGUGACGGUCACUGUGACGCUGCCAUCGUAGGAGGGUCCAACUUAUGUCUGCAGCCUUCCACGUCAUUACAAUUCUUGAAAUUGGGCGCAUUAUCUGCGGACGGAAGGUGUAAAAGUUUUGAUGAGAGCGCCAACGGUUAUACCCGCUCUGAGGCCGUUGUCGUGUGCUUCUUACAAAAAGCCAAAGACGCCAGAAGGGUAUACGCACAGAUUCUUCACGCUAAGACCAAUUGUGAUGGAUUCAAAGAACAAGACAUCACAUAUCCCUCUAGUCACAUCCAAACACGCCUUUUACGGGAGUUCUACGAAGAAUGUUCUAUAUCACCAUCCACCUUAGAGUACAUUGAAGCACAUGGAACAGAAUUGACAGCUAUCGACGAGGCCCUCUGCACCAUUCGCUCGGAGCCACUACUGAUCGGAAGCAUCAAGUCGAACAUAGGACACACAGAAUCCGCAUCUGGCUUAUGUGGCAUUAUAAAGAUCUGUAUAGCGUACGACAAAGGUCUGAUCCCACCAAAUCUAAACUAUUGGAAGCCAAGAGAUGGAAUAGCAGCUUUAGCAGAAGGACGGCUCAAGGUUGUUAAAGAGAAAACUCCUUGGAAUAAAGGUAUGACUUGCAUCAGCAACUUUGGUUUCGGAGGUGCAAAUGCCCACGCACUGCUGAAGAAUGUUGCAAGGGAGAAGGUCAAUCGUGGUAUUCCUAUUGACGAUCUACCCCGUCUGGUUUGCGCUUCAGGGCGCACGGAAUCUGCAGUGGCCAAGAUAUUAGAUGAUCUGGAAUCAAGGCCAGUGGAUGCGGAGUUGAUAAGACUGUAUCACGCCAUACAUGAGCAUGAUAUUAUAGGACAUGAAGUUAGGGGAUACACUGUUCUUGAAUCGACACCAACUAAGAGCGUAACUCUCUCUCGUGAUAUGCAGCGUUUCUCUGGAGUUAAGAGACCAGUGUGGUUUAUAUACCCCGGCAUGGGUUGGCAGUGGCCCGGUAUGGCGACACAGCUCAUGAGAAUACCUAUUUUUGCUGCUGCCAUAGAAGGCUGCCACAAGGCACUCGAGCCCAAAGGCAUCAAUCUAAUCAAAAUCGUGACGGAUCCAGAUCCAGGGAUCUGUGACAAUAUUCUCAACUCAUUAAUUGGCAUUACUGCAGUUCAGAUUGGUCUCACCGAUGUUUUGAAGGCCGUUGGUAUUGCACCGGACUAUGUUAUUGGUCACAAUAUCGGAGAGCUUGGAUGCGCAUACGCCGAUGAUUGUUUCACCGCUGAACAAACGAUUUUGUCUGCAUAUAGUCAAGGACUCGCUUUGACUGAAACAUCGCUUAUAAAGAGAUCUAUGGCGAUUGUAGGUUUAGACUAUUCUCAAAUGAUAACAAUAUGCCCACCGGAAAUCGAAGUAGUUUGCUGCAAAGGACCCAAUUCUAUCACCAUCUCCGGACCAGCUGACUUUAUUAAGAGUUUCGUUGCGAAACUCUUUGCUCAGGGAGUCUUUGCCAAAGAAGUGCCUUGCUCGAAUAUUCCCUACAAUUCCCAUAACAUUGCUAAAGUUGAGACAUCACACUUGUUUCAUCACAACGCUAUCACGAUAGAGGUCGCACCGCAUGGUCUUCUGCAGGAGAUCUUACGUGGCUCUUUAAAGAAGAACAUCAUUAAUAUUUCACUUGUCCAAAAAAAUCACAAAGACAAUGUACAAGUCCUCGUCAACGCUCUAGGAAAAUUGUACGUAGCAGGAUUGAAUCCGCAUUUGGCAAACAUAUACCCACAUAUAUCGUACCCGGUAUCCAGAGGGACUCCUAUGAUUUCACAUCUAAUAGAAUGGGAGCACAGGGAUAACUGGCAAGUAAUAAAAAUUCAUCAUAUAAUGUUCCCUCAAUCACAAAGAUACAGUCUUAUGACAGACAAACAGACAAACUGGACAUCACAUCGUUCAUCAGCCUAA